Messenger RNA from Culex pipiens pallens (northern house mosquito), 619 nucleotides. It is a transcript of the gene Nedd8, whose product is annotated as NEDD8. The record is from RefSeq and is a predicted model, not a curated record. Bases 144 to 380 code for a protein of 78 amino acids. The transcript has 3 exons. Gene Ontology annotation, molecular function: ubiquitin protein ligase binding; protein tag activity. Gene Ontology annotation, cellular component: cytoplasm; nucleus. Gene Ontology annotation, biological process: modification-dependent protein catabolic process; protein neddylation; regulation of proteolysis. Lineage: Eukaryota; Metazoa; Arthropoda; Insecta; Diptera; Culicidae.
GCCGCCGGAGAGCAGCUGUCAAACCGCGAACCGAGCGUCAUCGUCGCAGAGGGAAGAACCAGAAAAAGUUCCGCAAACACCUUGAAAUUUUGCAGGGGAAAAAUUCGAUUUUCGUCCGCAUCGCACGAGCCAAUUUCGCCAAAAUGCUGAUCAAAGUGAAGACCCUGACCGGAAAGGAAAUCGAGAUCGACAUUGAGCCCACGGACAAAGUGGACCGAAUCAAGGAGCGGGUGGAGGAGAAGGAAGGCAUCCCACCGCAGCAGCAGCGACUCAUCUUUUCCGGCAAGCAGAUGAACGACGACAAAACCGCCCAGGAUUACAAGGUUCAAGGUGGUUCGGUGCUGCAUCUGGUGCUGGCGCUGCGUGGAGGUGGUCACUAAAGUUACCAUGGGGGAGGAUUCCGUAUCGAAUAAGCUGGAAGUGAGAUAGUUUUGUAACUUAUUUUUCGAAAUGUUGCCCCCGGGGUCGCCGCUUGGAAGGGGGAGAAGAUGUUGGGGAAAGAUAGACGUUGUAGGCUCACUUGAAUUUCUAACUUUACUUUAUUUGAAACAACGGCAAUUAUUCUCUGUUUUGUAAUCGUCACUCAUCGUUGGAAAACAAAAUAAAACCUUAAAUUGGA